This is a messenger RNA of Impatiens glandulifera, 3317 nucleotides long. Its product is annotated as transportin-1-like. Gene Ontology annotation, cellular component: cytoplasm; nucleus. Gene Ontology annotation, biological process: protein import into nucleus. The record is from RefSeq and is a predicted model, not a curated record. Gene Ontology annotation, molecular function: nuclear import signal receptor activity; small GTPase binding. The transcript has 30 exons. NCBI's taxonomy places the organism in Eukaryota, Viridiplantae, Streptophyta, Magnoliopsida, Ericales, Balsaminaceae. Bases 100 to 2766 code for a protein of 888 amino acids.
CGGAAGCAAGGGGCAAACCAGAAUCUCUCUCACUUUGAACAAUACUCGUUGUCGCCGGCUUCAUUCUUCUGUAAAAAUUCAUCCAUAUCUACCGUAACUAUGACGGCGACGGUGUCGUGGAGCCCCCAAGAAGAAGGAUUCAAGGAGGUUUUCGGCUUGCUUGAGCAGCAGAUAUCACCGACUUCUGAUAAGUCUCAGAUAUUGAGCCAACUUCAACGCUACUCACAGUUACAGGAUUUCAAUAACUAUCUCGUUUUUAUCCUUGCUCGAGCCGAGGGCAAACAAAUGGAAGUCCGACAAGCUGCUGGGUUGCUUCUCAAGAAUAACCUCCGAAGUUCCUUUGAGUUGUUGAUUCCUUCAUCUAAGGAAUAUAUAAAAUCAGAAUUAUUGCCUUGCAUGGGUUCAGCUGACAAGCUUAUUAGAUCUACCACUGGGAGUAUUAUAAGUGUACUAGUUCAGAUUGCAGGAGUUCAUGGAUGGCCAGAGCUUCUAAAUACACUUGUUAAAUGCUUGGAUAGUAAUGACUUAAAUUGCAUGGAAGGUGCUAUGGAUGCACUUUCCAAGAUAUGUGAGGAUAUACCUCAAGUGCUAGAUUCAGAUAUGCCUGGAUUAACUGAGAGACCUAUCAGUGUAUUCCUUCCCAGAAUGUUGCAGUUUUUCCAGUCCACGCAUGCAUCACUAAGAAAGCUGUCUCUGGCUUCUGUAAACCAGUAUAUCAUGUUAAUGCCUCAAGUUUUGAAAUUGUCCAUGGAGAAGUAUCUGCAAGGUUUAUUCAUGCUUGCUGAUGACCCAGUAGCUGAGGUGCGGAAAUUGGUCUGUGGAGCAUUUGUUCAAUUGAUUGAAGUUCAUCCACAUUUCUUGCAGCCACACUUGAGGAAUUUGAUUCAAUAUAUAUUGCGUGUAAAUAAGGAUGUCGAUGAGGUUGCUCUUGAAGCUUGUGAAUUUUGGUCUGCUUAUUGUGACGCACAAUUACCACCUGAAAACCUUAGAGAAUUCCUGCCACAUAUAAUCCCGAUUUUAUUGUCAAACAUGGUUUAUGCUGAUGAUGACGAAACACUAAUUGAGGCUGAGGAGGAUGGGUCAGAGCCAGACCGUGAACAGGAUCUGAAGCCUAGGUUUCAUUCAUCGCGUAUUCAUGGGUCUGAGAAUUCUGAAGAUGAUGAUGAUGACAUAGUCAAUGUUUGGAACUUGAGGAAGUGCAGUGCAGCUGCACUUGAUAUUCUGUCUAAUGUAUUUGGUGAUGAGAUUCUACCAACUUUGAUGCCUAUAGUGCAGGCUAAGCUAUCAACUAUUGAUGACACUGCCUGGAAAGACAGAGAAGCUGCUGUUUUAGCUCUUGGUGCCGUAGCUGAUGGCUGUAUCAACGGUCUCUAUCCCCAUUUACCAGAGAUUGUCACAUUUCUAAUUCCCCGUUUAGAUGACAAGUUUCCCUUGAUACGAAGCAUCUCAUGUUGGACCCUCUCUCGUUUCAGCAAAUUCAUUGUCCAGGGAAUUGGCUAUAAAGAAGGUCAUGAGCAAUUUGAUAAAGUUCUCACGGGGCUCCUUCGAAGAAUGCUGGAUGAUAAUAAGAGGGUGCAAGAGGCUGCCUGUUCAGCUUUUGCAACUCUAGAAGAGGAGGCAGCUGAUGAAUUGGCUCCAUGGUUGGAGACCAUUCUCCAACACUUAAUGUUUGCUUUUGGGAAAUAUCAGAGGAGAAAUCUUAGAAUCGUAUAUGAUGCUAUUGGGACUCUAGCAGAUGCUGUUGGCGUUGAAUUAAACCAGCCUUCGUACCUAAAUAUUAUGAUGCCUCCACUGCUUGCGAAGUGGCAACAUCUUUCAAAUUCAGACAAAGACCUUUGCCCACUGUUGGAAUGCUUUACAUCUAUUGCUCAGGCUUUGAGUAGUGGGUUUGCACAGUUUGCAGAACCUGUUUUCCAGAGGUGUAUUAAUAUCAUCCAAACCCAACAACUGGCAAAGGCUAAUCCUGUUCAAUCUGGGAUCCAAUACGAGAGAGAACUCAUUGUGUGUUCCUUGGAUCUGCUCUCUGGACUAACAGAAGGUCUUGGUAGCGGGAUAGAAUCUCUGGUUUCACAAAGUAAUUUGAAGGACCUGCUUCUUCAAUGUUGCAUGGAUGAUGCCUCUGAUGUUAGACAAAGUGCUUUUGCUUUAGUUGGUGAUCUCGCAAGGGUAUGUAGCAUCCAUUUGCGUCCACGCCUGGCUGAAUUCCUCGACGUUGCUGCAAAACAACUGAGUGUUUCUAAGCUGAAAGAAACAAUUUCCCUGGCUAACAAUGCAUGCUGGGCCAUUGGUGAAUUAGCAGUCAAGGUUGGACAAGAAGUUUCUCCAGUAGUGAUGGCUGUUAUCUCAUGCUUGGUUCCAAUUCUUAAGCAUGCUGAGGAGCUCAACAAGUCACUUGUAGAAAAUAGUGCCAUCACCCUUGGGAGACUUGCCUGGGUCUGUCCAGAGAUUGUAUCACCGCACAUGGAGCAUUUCAUGCAACCAUGGUGUAUUGCUCUCUCUAUGAUUCGGGAUGACAUUGAAAAAGAGGAUGCUUUUCGUGGUUUAUGUGCAAUGGUUAGAGCUAACCCAUCAGGAGCAAUAAAUUCGCUUGUCUCCAUGUGCAGAGCUAUUGCAAGUUGGCAUGAAAUAAGGAACAAAGACUUGCACAAUGAAGUUUGCAGUGUCUUAAGCGGUUAUAAGCAGUUGCUUGGGAAUGAAGAUUGGGAGAAAUGCAUGGCUGCUCUUGAGCCAGCAUUGAGGGACAGACUAUCGAAAUAUCAACUGUGAAGAAUCAUCUCAUGAUUUGUUUUGGUUUGAAGAAUUUCCGUUUUUAGAGCUGUGUCUGUCCUUAAUCUCAUCCAUGGUGUGACGAAUUUCACUUGAUCACGACUAAGUUUGGGAAAGGCAUCAGCCAUGAAUUGAACAUAUUCAAGGAUGCUGAUGGUUGAUCAUCAGCAAUAGGGAUGGAUUGAUAAAUGUUUAGAGUUGGGGUAUAGUGUGUCGUUAUUGAGUUUUAUUAUUUUUUGGGGGGAUUUAUUUAUGUUCCAUUCCAGUUUUUUCCUUUUUUUUUUUUUUUAAUUUGAAAAUAUUGGGCUGAAUCUAUUUUUGAUUGUUCUUUCAUGCAAUUUCAACAAAUUUUUGCAUGGGAUUCAUUCUUCUUUUCUGGAUUGUGUCAUUGAGUUGGGGUAUAGUUGAGGAUGCCAAUUGAUUUACUCCAUUGUUGUGGGAUUUAGGAUUUGAGUUAUGUAGUAAUUAAAUUGUUUCUGUAAAAUUGUUCAGUUUCUUCCUGUCACUUUGCUACUAAUAAAUUUGUUAUAUGAAAAGUUUGAUAUUUGGUA